ACACACUACUACUACUUUUGAAACGUAGUAAAUACUCGUAGGAAGGUCGAGCAGUGGCGCUGAUACUGUACAUUUCGGCUAACGUCACCUCGGCCAUGGCGGGUCGCCGCAUGUUAAACAUGUGGUUUUCCUGCUAAACGCAAUGGCCGUAAUGCCGUUACACGUCUGUACAGCAGUGUCAAGCAGUUGUUGUCCGGGUGCUGCGCAGGAAUACUUUCAGCACUCACGUGACGGGGUACGCGACUAAUUACCUGUCAGGAACUAGCUACCGUUAAAGUUAACGCUCGGCUCAUCCACGUUUUCCUGCAAACAUGGGUUCUGCUCCUAAUCACGGAACCGUCACGGAGACCGCGUCCCCCACACCCACCUCUGCUGUGUCCCUAGUCGGACAUGUCCGCCAGGUCUUCAGCCACGUGAAGGUAGAAAACCUGUUGGCGGGGCUCAGUGGAGGAGUGGUGUCAACGAUGAUGCUGCACCCCCUGGAUCUGGUCAAAAUCAGGUUUGCAGUAAGUGAUGGAUUGCAUUUGAGACCCAAGUACAGUGGCAUAUUACACUGUAUGAAGAGUGUCUGGCAGCAGGAGGGACUCCGAGGACUCUACCAAGGAGUGACACCCAACAUUUGGGGUGCCGGAGCAUCUUGGGGUCUCUACUUCUUUUUCUACAAUGCCAUCAAAGGGUACGUAAAGGAGGGCCGUGUAACGGAACUGAGUGCCACGGAGCACCUGGUGUCUGCAGCCCAAGCAGGCGUCCUGACGCUCACCCUAACCAACCCCAUCUGGGUGACCAAGACCCGGCUGGUGCUCCAGUACGAUGCCGACCCGACCGGCAAACGGUACAAGGGGAUGGUGGAUGCUCUGGUGAAGAUCUACCGCCACGAGGGAGUGCCAGGACUGUACAAGGGCUACGUCCCUGGUCUGUUGGGCACGUCUCACGGAGCGCUGCAGUUCAUGGCCUACGAAGAGCUCAAGAGAGACUACAACAAGUACAAGAAAGUGCCUUCAGAUGCAAAGCUGAGCUCAUUGGAGUAUAUCACAAUGGCAGCAGUAUCCAAAGUAUUUGCCGUGGCCACAACGUACCCGUAUCAGGUGGUGCGAGCUCGUCUGCAGGACCAGCACAAUACAUACAAAGGAGUUAUUGAUGUCAUCACACGGACAUGGAGGAACGAAGGCGCCGUCGGCUUCUACAAAGGAAUCGUCCCCAACGUCAUUCGAGUCACUCCGGCAUGCUGCAUCACGUUUGUCGUUUAUGAGAAUGUGUCUCGCUACCUCCUGGGACAAAAUCAGUGAGGCCCCACAGGGCGGCGAGGACAGCCGCAGAGACUCUGAGCUGCUGCUUCGGUCGGCAUUCAGAGCGCGUGAGACAGACAGUUGCACCCUCGUCCCGGUGUACAUGCAGAUGUGAGAAGCAUUCGUUUUGCACUGAGAGUAACAAUGGUUGCUAAGUCUGAGCAACAGAAUCAACAGGGGAUUGUUUUCUCUCUUCUUUUUUUUUUAGCUGCAUGACAAACACUUCCCUACCUGCCAGAGGACACGUCAGCAGAGGACGAUGUGUAACAUGUCAUCGUAGUUUACUAUUUAUGUUCUGGCAGCAUAGAGGGAUAAACGCUGAAACAUGAACAGCUGAUUAUCAGCAGCAAAAUUGUAGAUCUCAGGGUUCCGUUUGCAUGUGUGUGCCAUACUAGUUUGUGUCUUUUAAAUUAUUGAUUCAUGUGAACACACAUAGCAGCAAUGUGGAUGGUUUUGUUUAUCCGCAGAAUUCGUUUAUGUCCUGGCUACAAAUUGUAUCUGCAACCCAAGUACUUUAUUGGCAUUGUUGUGUUGGAUUUAUAUAAAUACAUUUGAUGUAUGAACAACAUUGAAUUUAGCACAGGGCAUUUCAAAACUAAUGAAUACCACAGGUAGAGAUGACUUUAUUAACAGUACUAAUGAAUAUAAACAUGUCA
Pungitius pungitius (ninespine stickleback) is the source of this 1942-nucleotide messenger RNA. Its product is annotated as solute carrier family 25 member 32-like. Lineage: Eukaryota; Metazoa; Chordata; Actinopteri; Perciformes; Gasterosteidae. Gene Ontology annotation, biological process: folate import into mitochondrion; nucleotide transport. The transcript has 7 exons. Gene Ontology annotation, cellular component: mitochondrion. Bases 312 to 1286 code for a protein of 324 amino acids. Gene Ontology annotation, molecular function: folic acid transmembrane transporter activity; FAD transmembrane transporter activity. The record is from RefSeq and is a predicted model, not a curated record.